CCUCUGUUUCCCCGUAUGUCCAAGGGAGAAAAUCCCCCUGGCUCGUGGGCCCUGCCAGCAGGAGGCGCCGGGGCGGGGUGUAGACGGGGGCUGCCCGCGCCUAAUGGCCAUCCAUCUUUCUUUCUCUGCAGGGAGGACGUCACCUACGAGGAGGAGGAGGAAGAGGAGGAAGUGGUAGAGGAGGAGGAAGAGGCAGCCGAGGAGGGGCCCCGAGAACCGGAGCCCCCCAAGCCAGCUCCCCCGGCCCGGCCACUGGCCGACGUCCCACCCCUCCGGCGCAAAUCUUCCGCCAACUACCGGGCCUACGCGACGGAGCCGCACGUCAAGAGAAAAUCCAAGAUUACGGCAUCUCGGAAAUUACAGCUCAAGACGCUGAUGCUGCAGAUCGCGAAGCAGGAGCUGGAGCAGGAGGAGGAGGAGCGGGGCCGGGAGAAGCAGCGGUACCUGGCCGAGCNNNGCCCCCCCCUCCCCCUGCCGACCCUGCCCCUGGCCGAGCUGCAGGCGCUGUGCCAGGAGCUCCACGCCCGCGUGGACCGUGUGGACGAGGAACGCUACGACAUGCACGUUCGGGUCACCAAGAACAUCAACGAGAUCGAGGAUCUGAACCAGAAGAUCUUCGACCUGCGGGGGAAGUUCCAGCGCCCGGCGCUGCGGCGGGUCCGGCUCUCGGCCGACGCCAUGAUGCAGGCCCUGCUGGGCGCCAAGCACAAGGUCUCCAUGGACCUGCGGGCCAACCUCAAGCAGGUCAAGAAGGACGACACGGAGAAGGAGAACCGGGAAGUGGGCGACUGGCGCAAGAACAUCGAUGCCCUGAGCGGCAUGGAGGGGAGGAAGAAGAAAUUCGAGACCUCGGGGGCUGGGCAGGCCUGAGCAGGUGACCCCCCGCCCUGUGCCCCACAGCGCCCCCUUCUGGGAGACGUGGGUUUGGGG
Chrysemys picta bellii (western painted turtle) is the source of this 930-nucleotide messenger RNA. NCBI's taxonomy places the organism in Eukaryota, Metazoa, Chordata, Testudines, Emydidae. The record is from RefSeq and is a predicted model, not a curated record.